Molecule: messenger RNA, 2315 nt
Organism: Linepithema humile (Argentine ant)
Lineage: Eukaryota; Metazoa; Arthropoda; Insecta; Hymenoptera; Formicidae
Product: A disintegrin and metalloproteinase with thrombospondin motifs adt-2-like
Biological process (GO): extracellular matrix organization; proteolysis
Cellular component (GO): extracellular matrix
Molecular function (GO): metalloendopeptidase activity
Source: RefSeq, a predicted model, not a curated record
UAUUGUUGCCGGCGUGGAAUCCGACAAGCGCAGAAAAAAUACCACUAACUCUGAAAAUUUUUGGAAAACAAAUUCAGUUAAGCCUGCAUAGAAACGAUCAAAUAGUAUCGUCUAUGUUUAAAGUAUGGAAACAUGACGCAAAAAACAUCACAGAAGAUCUAUCGCAAUUAUACACAUCAAAUCCUUGUUAUUACGUUCAUAAAGAUCAAAUCAGCACAGCGGCCAUAAAUUUUUGUCAAGAACAUGGUUGGAAAGGAUUUAUUUUUUUGAAAUACGACACUUUGGAAAUUAGACCUUUGCAAAAAGACUAUGCGUCUUUGUCCUCAGUUGACGAUUUUUGCGUUAAAGAAAAGAUGAAUAUUUCAUUUGGCAAACCUCACCUAAUUAAAAGAUCUUUGCAAUUAUCUGCUGAUUCCAGUUUUCAUAAUUUGGAUAAUUUUAAACUAAAGCGACGUGAUGUACAAAAUAUGCAAAAAAAAUUAACUAUAGAACUGGCUGUUUUCUUCGACGAAGCCGCAUAUCGUACCUUCAUGUCAUUUCUGCACAAUGAUGAGAAAAUAUUGCACAUGUUGAUAUUAGCGUAUGUGAAUAAUAUCCAAGCUGUGUACCAUCAUCCUAGUUUGGGUGUUUCCAUCGACAUUUCGUUGGUACAUUUGGAAAUUAUGAAUGAACAACCGUCAGAUUUGCCAACUUAUGGAGGCAGCGCUGUAGAACUGCUCGAUUCGUUCUGCAAUUACUUGGACACUCGCAAUUCUCCGAACGACAAUAAUUCGCGUCACUGGGACCUUGGUCUUUAUUUAACCGGACUAAAUAUUUUGCACAAAGACGACUACUUAGCAGGACUAGCCAACCCCACUGAAGUGUGCGAAUCAAAUACUUCGUGCGCCGUAGUAGAAUUCGGUAUUGCACAUGAUCUGACAUCAGGUUUUGCAUCGUCUCUCGUUGCUGCUCAUGAGAUCGGCCAUGUUUUAGGAAUGGAACACGAUUCCGAUUAUACAAAACCAUGUGAUACAUACAAAUACAUAAUGUCAUCUGACAUAUUCUAUCAAGGCCAAGUAACAUGGUCCGAGUGCAGUCGUAAUAUAGCUGAAGGACUCUGGGACAGAAAAAAGUGCCUUCGAGAUCAUACGAUAAAUCUCGAAGACGCAUAUGACCAUUCGCGGUAUGAAAAUUUACCCGGAAGACAAUGGACCGCCAAAGCACAAUGCGAAAUAUUUUUUCACGACAAAAAUGCCAACGUAGUCUCGUUGCUCGAUAUAUGUAAAACCUUACAAUGUGAAACGCCUAACAAUAAUUUGUAUUCCUUCACGGGACCGGCGUUGCCAGGAACUUAUUGCGCACCCGGGAAGGAAUGUCGCGGCGGAGAAUGCGUCCCCGUUAUCGAACCACCGUACAUUUUCAAGUAUUGUGAAGAUGAUAACUGGAGUGAAUGGGAAGAAGGCACCUGUCAAAGUAAUUGCUUGAAGAAAUCCAAAGGCAUAAAAGUCAAACGACGAUCCUGCACACAUGAAAAUGACAAAAUGACACGUUGCGAAGGAUCAUAUUACGACAUAGUUCUGUGCAAUGGUUCGUUUUGCCCUGAAAAUCGCACGACAAUCUCCAAGUUAACUACCAAUAAAUGCAUUAAAUUCAGCCGUAUUAUGAAGCGUGCAGCAUAUAAUGUCGAAUUGGAAGCGGGACCGGGAGUUCAGGUCCCUUAUAAUGUCGCGGAACCGUGGAAGGCCUGUACUAUACACUGCCGACGAAAGAAUUCAUCUACUAUCUACGCACCACGUUUAGAAAUGCUCAACUUGAAUAUCGAUCCAUACUACACAGAUGGAACGUGGUGUCACCAUAAAGAUGGUCUGGAUUAUUACUGCCGCCAACAUUACUGUCUGCCGGAAAGAUAUUCUUAAGAAAAAUUGUUGACUUGUGUCAACGAGAAUCGAAAAAAGAGAAAAGUAUGAAACGAUCGAAAAUCAGUCUCGAAUAGUUGGUCCAUUUGUUUGAUACCGAAUAUUUGAUCGAAAAAUCUGUCGUGUUAUGAAUAUCUGUUUUAUGUCAUCGAUACCUUGCUUAACGUAAACAAAUGGACGAAGAAUUACGUCGACUUUCCAACAUACGAAAAGGAAUUCCGUCGAUUAACAUUACAAAAAACGUAAAAAAGACAACAAAAAAUAAUAAGUAAUAAUUAACAUGUUUGCAAAACGGUCUAAUUAAUAGCUGAAUAAAGUGAGGGUAUUUUUAUUUCGUUUGAGAUAAUGUGUCGAGAGAAAGUGAACGAGAACGGUAACGUCACUCACUACGUUAUAUAUUUUAAUAGUCUGUCAAUAUUU